Owenia fusiformis is the source of this 1026-nucleotide messenger RNA. The record is from the annotation of a GenBank genome assembly. NCBI's taxonomy places the organism in Eukaryota, Metazoa, Annelida, Polychaeta, Sabellida, Oweniidae.
UGUACUUAUUAGUUAGACAACUGCGACUGAUCGACUACAUAGGACUCUCUUAUUUCUUACUAAGCAAAUAUGCUCUUUUGAUGCUAGCAUUUUCCAGUAAGUCGAAAUAGCAGAGGGAUUUGAUAUACCUGAAAAAAAAACACGAACAUUUGCAAGUGUAAUAGCUAUUGUGGUACUAGUGGUGGAUUGUAUUAGACAGAGACACCAUGAAUUUAAAAUUCGCUGAUGAUGAUGACGCUGCGGCGGCGAUGUAUGCCACGUAUGUUACAUUCCACCUAUCAAUGGCUGAUUUUCACAAACCCACUGGCUCUAUUGUACAACCGCUAGAAGUCGAUCUACCAAAAAUGAUGAAAGUGGAAACUAUGUUUAUCUACCUUCUAGAGGACAAGGUCGUCAUCAGAGAGUAUAAGGGACAGAAACAUUCAAACUCUAUGGUUAUGAUACCAUCAACUAGACCAGGUGAAUUUGCUGUUAUAAGACACCCGGAAUUUGAUUAUUUCGUCCAGUGUUUUUUCGAGGAGGGGGGACUCCGUUCAUUGAUACAAUACUUGACCGAAACACAUGAGACACCCAAGGGGGGAUACACACGCGAGGCACUGGCUGCGUUUUCAUUCGAUCCAGAUAGGUGCUACCAUUUAGGACUAGGGUAUGAGUUUAGGGUCUGCCUUGAGGAACAAUUUGUGCAGAUCACAGCCACUGAGAAUGAUCGGGCUGAAAAGACCAGGACCUUAGAAUGGCAUCUGGAGAUCUCGUUUACAGACCUUUUCAACAUGUUCAAGGACAUUCGAUCAUUACUACCUCAGUUGCCUGUAGAAGAACGCAACUGUCUAGCUCAUUUCCCACUGGAUCAUGCAAACCAAGAGGGGAUGUGGGCGUGUAUUGUGUGCCAAUUCUUCAAUGAUGACUACCACAACAUGCUAUAGACUGACUAAUAUAUAUACAGUUUUUUUUUUUAACAGUUCAGUUUUAAACAUUUCGCAAUUAUUGUUACAUAUAUCAGUGGUGCAAAUAUUACGGAUGGGCACC